GGUACAGUGUAGCUUGGCCAUAGUGAGAACUACUCGUUUUGAUAGUUUGAGUUUUGUCUCAAUAUAAGGAUAUUCUAACAUCAAAGUCCGGAUGUUAUAAAAUGUGGUGUUAGGAAUAAGAACCUUAGAACAUAAUUUAGGUCAAGAUAAGUGGAUACUCAGCCAAGGUCAAGAGGAAUUCGCGAGGAUAAACCGAACCUCAGAUUUUCCAACAAUAAGAUAGAGAAGACAUGAAGAUUUCUCCAGUUAUUCUCAUAUUAGCCGUGACUGGUCAAUGGGUCCAAGGAGAAGAUGACAAAGCACCAGCUGGCAAUACAUGUUACUGUGGACUUUACAACGAAGUUGCAUUAAAAUCUGAGCCGCCUCUCCUAUCAAAAGAUUCGCUACUAGAAGUAACUUGCGACGAGGAAGGAUCCAAUUCUUGUAAAGAUUAUUGUCUAGCGUUGGCGGAAUUGGUGAAACCGAAUGGUCCAAAAGCAAUUUGUGAGGAAAUAAGGCAGGCUAAAAACCUCAAGAUUCACGUGUACUCAAGAGCUUGCGCGGACGGAAAAUGGAUUGAGACUGGUUUCAAAGCGACCCACGAAAUUUGCUGUGAUGUCAGUAAGCCUGUCAACUGUACCACUCCUACAGGCAAAUAGACCCCUAUUCUACAAUACUUUAUCAGUAAUAUAAGAUGUACCGGUUUCACAAUAGUAUUAGUAGUCAAAAUAUUCAAGCCAUGUUUUCUGCUUUUUGAAAUGUUCAAGCCAAGGUUUAUGUUCCCAAGUUUUGAAAGAUAAUAUGGUUCAAGUUGAUAUUGAUUAGAAGUAUAUUUUUAUCAAAUGUUUCCACUCUCUAAUAAAAAAUAACGUGAAUUGACUUAAUCAUUCAAUGCAUUACUCAUUUUGUGAUUAUUAUUUAAAUAAUGAGUAAUAAUUGAAACAUUGUAAGACUCCUUAAUUUUCUUAAUAAAGACAACUUUCUGUUCCAUCUGUCCUAUA
Messenger RNA from Nilaparvata lugens (brown planthopper), 980 nucleotides. RefSeq lists its product as uncharacterized. NCBI's taxonomy places the organism in Eukaryota, Metazoa, Arthropoda, Insecta, Hemiptera, Delphacidae. The transcript is spliced from 5 exons. The record is from RefSeq and is a predicted model, not a curated record. The coding region runs from base 231 to 638 and encodes 135 amino acids.